This is a messenger RNA of Harmonia axyridis, 1496 nucleotides long. Its product is annotated as methylthioribose-1-phosphate isomerase. The transcript is spliced from 7 exons. The coding region runs from base 274 to 1329 and encodes 351 amino acids. Gene Ontology annotation, molecular function: S-methyl-5-thioribose-1-phosphate isomerase activity. NCBI's taxonomy places the organism in Eukaryota, Metazoa, Arthropoda, Insecta, Coleoptera, Coccinellidae. The record is from RefSeq and is a predicted model, not a curated record.
AAAAGAAAAAAAAUAGGCUUAUCUUAAUUAACCAAUAAUUGAUGAGCAUUUAUCAAAUAAAUCAUGAGGAGAUGAGAUAACAUGUAGGUAAUUGUUCUUUUGGCAACAAAUAAAGGUUAUCUAUUUCCUUUUGGCAACUUUUCUUAAAUCUAAUCUAACCUAACUAUUCAAAACAAGAUACAACUAUUUUAGUAGUGGCACGUUUGUUAAAAAAAAUUCUACGUAACUUCUGCCUAUUAGAGUUUCAGGUGAAAAAAUCUUUUCAUCAAGAAAAUGUCCUUAAGAGCUAUAAAGUAUGAAAACAACAGUUUGGAGAUUUUAGAUCAAUUACUUCUGCCUGCUCAUUCCAAAUAUGUCUCUAUCAAAGGGGUUGAAGAUGGCUGGAAAGCCAUCAAUAAAAUGCAGGUAAGAGGAGCUCCUGCUAUAGCUAUUGUUGGAUGUUUAAGCUUGGCCAUUGAAAUAAAACAUGAGAAAGUUGAUUCCAAAAGAGAUUUGAGACAAGAAAUUGAAGGGAAACUUAAUUAUCUAGUUUCAUCAAGACCUACAGCUGUAAAUAUGAAGAAAGCAGCAGAUGAUCUGAUUGCUUUAGCAAAUAGAUUGUAUGAGGAUGAAAAUAUCAAUUUAGAAACCAUGAAAUCAAGAUUUAUAUCUGAUAUAGAAGCUAUGCUUGAAGCAGAUAUAGCUGAUAACAAAGCAAUUGGAGAGAACGGUGCCAAAGAAAUUUUGCUAAAAUUUCCAGGAGACGGUCUUGUCAGAAUAUUAACUCAUUGCAACACAGGUUCAUUAGCAACUGCAGGUUAUGGAACAGCUUUAGGAGUUAUCAGGAGUUUACAUACUCUUAAACGUUUAGAACAUGUUUACUGCACUGAAACAAGGCCAUAUAAUCAAGGAGCAAGACUUACAGCUUAUGAAUUGGUUCAUGAUAAAAUACCUGCAACAUUGAUAGUAGACAGCAUGGUAGGAGCUUUGAUGAAACAAAGAAAUAUUUCAGCAGUUGUGGUUGGCGCAGAUAGGGUUGCCAUUAAUGGAGAUACUGCAAAUAAAAUAGGAACUUAUCAAAUUGCUGUAUUGGCCAAGUAUCAUGGGGUUGCAUUUUAUGUAGCUGCCCCCUUUACAUCCAUUGAUAGGAAAAUUUCAAAUGGAGAUCAAAUUAUAAUUGAAGAAAGACCUGACAGGGAAAUCACCCAUGUUGGAGAGCAUAGAAUUGCAGCACAAGGUAUUUCUUGCUGGAAUCCUGCUUUUGAUAUUACACCAGCUUCCUUAAUUGCCGGAAUCAUUACUGAAAAAGGGGUUUUUCUUCCUGAAAAAUUGAAAGAAUGCUUCCAGUAGAUAACGAACAUUGCCAAUAAUGUUAUUUUUUGUGUAUUAUUAUAAACCAUACGAAUCUUUAUUCAGCACAUUUUUGAAAAAAGACAGUUAUUUGUUCAUAAAUUAUUUUUUGAGAUGUUUAUCAUAUUAAUAUUAAUAUACUUGAUAUUAAAGUAUUGAACUAUAAA